GUAACCAGGGCAACUGGUUUUGUCAUCUUUUCCUGCCUCAGUUCCUCUGAGACGCGACUGCCAGGCGUCGAUCGACGGCCAGCCGAGUCUUCAGGUCCCUCAUCCCUCCGCUCGAGCACACGAUCCGCCCGACGUCCCGACACAAAGUCCUUUCCGCCCCCCGCUGCGCUCGCCUCAGCCUCACCCACUCUGCAGACUCGUUGGUGUUGGGGCUGCUCUUUUGUGGCCUCAAUCCGGUUCCGGUUCCGGUCCACUGAUGCCGCCAACCUGAACUGUAGCGGUGAAGAGACACAGAACUGGUUGACACCUCCCAUUCUUCCUUUCUUCGCCCUCCUAUUUCCACUACUUUUAAUGAUGCUAAUACAAGUAAUACUGCCACUAAUGUUAAUGAUAAUAUCUAUUAAUCUACUUUCUCCUCCCUUUAUCUUUCUCCACGUCACCAACUCACUGUCUGCCUUGGAAACAGUGCAAGAGGCUCGCCUCCUCCAUCCAACUCAGAUAAGACCCCCAUUGCUUGUCGCCCCGUCCUGCCCUCAGCUUCUUUCUUGGUCUUUCCGAAUGCUCUCUCUGCAACCGCCCAAGCAGGAAGCCCACGACCUGACUCAAGGUUUUGCAUUAUCAAACGUUUGUCCCUAUUUGCCUAUCAAUCCCUGCCGUUGUGUGUAUGUGUGCAUCGCCAGACUUGGCACACUCGAGCCGAGCCGGGCCGGGCCGGGCCGUCAGGUUGCGCCCUAA
Messenger RNA from Protopolystoma xenopodis, 735 nucleotides. NCBI's taxonomy places the organism in Eukaryota, Metazoa, Platyhelminthes, Monogenea, Polystomatidea, Polystomatidae. The record is from the annotation of a GenBank genome assembly.